Molecule: messenger RNA, 615 nt
Organism: Penicillium odoratum
Lineage: Eukaryota; Fungi; Ascomycota; Eurotiomycetes; Eurotiales; Aspergillaceae
Product: Glycoside hydrolase family 2 immunoglobulin-like beta-sandwich
Exons: 1
Coding region: 1-615 (204 amino acids)
Biological process (GO): carbohydrate metabolic process
Molecular function (GO): hydrolase activity, hydrolyzing O-glycosyl compounds
Source: RefSeq, a predicted model, not a curated record
AUGGGAUUCUUGGACUGGAAUCCCUAUCCACCCGACAACGGGACUGGUAUCUGGCGCCACGUCGAAGUUAUUCAAAGAGGCGUAGUUUCUAUGUCGCCUCUCAGAGUCAUCCCGGAUUUUACAAAGAAUGGAUCAAAUGAAAACGUGAACGUCACACUGAAGACCGAUCUUUUGAAUCAUGCGCCACAUACAAUUCAGGUGGAACUGAAUGGUACGAUCAUGGGCCCCAUCAAGGCGGAUGAUGCUGCAAUAUGUGCUACAUUUGAACUAAAGCCCGGAGAGAAGAAGAAAGACUCCAUCCAGGCCGUGCUGAGAAAUCCAAAGAUCUGGUGGCCGGUUGGCUGGGGAGCGCAGCUGCUGUACAGGGCGAAGGUCCACGCCAUGAUUCAAGAGGAACAGCUCAUACAUUCAGAAUCGUCAUCUCAAAAAUUUGGUAUUCGACAUGUCUCGUCUUACGUGAAUGAACACGAUGAUGUGGCUUUCACCAUCAAUGGACAUCCAUUUCAGAUACUAGGUGCCGGAUACAGUGCAGACAUGUUUAUGCGACUUGAUGAGCAAAGGCUUUCGACUAUUUUCGAGUACUCGCACAAUCAUUGCCGCUCCCUGAUAUAUUGA